GUAUCUUCACCAGGAAGUUGCUACAAUUUCAUUCAUUCCAGUUCAGUUCACGGACUGUAGAGUUUAUGCAUUAAGUAUUACAACACUUUAUUUCAAAAUGCGUAGACGAACCGAAGCUCAAGCACCAAGCAAUGUACCCGUCAAUGCUGAUAGAAAGGAUCCGGAUCAAAGACUGCACAGCCCAGCUGCAGCAGAGGGCAGAGUGUCUUACAGCUCUAUGCUCAUGAACAUUGGAAAGUGUUUACUUUUAAUCAUCAUCAUCCCUCCGUUCCUCAACUAUGCAUCAUUGCAGAGAGAAGGACAAAUGCUCUUGCCUAAAGAUAGCCAGAUUGUUGAUGUUGGUUUGGGUCAAAAGAUGCAUCUUUUGUGUAAAGGACAUGGACAACCAGUUGUCAUACUGGAUGCACCAACUGGAAUGUCCUCAGACGUCUGGUUGCAUGUCCAAGAAAAUGUGGCCUCAUUAACAAAGGUUUGCACCUAUGACAGAAUGGGACUGGGCUUCAGCAAGCGGCUGUUGCAGAAUGAAACCACAGGAACUGAGAAAGUUUGGGGGAUGUCAACAACUGGACGCAUGGUGGAUGAUCUACACAGACUCCUGCAGGCUGCUGGGAUAGCCAAGCCCUUCAUCCUGGUGGGCUCUGAGCUCGGCACACUCAAUGGCAGGUUUUACAGCCACAUUCAUGAUGUGCAAGUGUCAGACCUGGUGCUGAUUGAUCCCAUCCCAGAGGACGUUUUUGAGGAGGACCAGUGGAAAGACUACUGGUAUGGUAAGCUGUUGCCCUCCCUCCAAACCAGGCAGUUUUCGGCAGCUACAGGGCUGAGCCGCAUUUUGAUUAUCCUUGGGGCCAUCGAACCAACUAUUAAAGGAGAAAAUGUCUCAGAGGAGGUCAUCCAGCGCCAGAAAUACCUACUAAGUAACCCUGCCCACCAGAGCAGUGCUGUGGAUGAGCAUUACUUUUUAAAUGAAAGUGCGGCUCAAGUUAGGGAUAUCACAAAGUUUAAGCCCCUCUCCGGCAGGACGUCAGUGAGUGUGAUCACCGGGGAUUCCUUUGACCAGCAAAUACCAGAACACCUAAACCAGAUGGUUGCUAAGCUUCAAAAGAAGUUUCUGGAGGAGUCCUACCCGUCAGCCAAUCACAUUCACAUAAAAGGAGCAGACCGGCGAAUGAUCUACAAGAAGCCAUCUGCCAUCAGCAAGCACCUGAGGAAGCUAGUCAAUCAACGACAAGCAAAACAGCAGAGCGAGUGACCCGUGGCCAACAUGUAACUAUACCCCAGACUUGUACAGAGUAAUUGUUGAAUAUGUUUUAAAUAUUCAAUAAAAUAUUCAAGUUAUCUUUUU
Micropterus salmoides (largemouth bass) is the source of this 1342-nucleotide messenger RNA. RefSeq lists its product as uncharacterized. The coding region runs from base 98 to 1249 and encodes 383 amino acids. The record is from RefSeq and is a predicted model, not a curated record. NCBI's taxonomy places the organism in Eukaryota, Metazoa, Chordata, Actinopteri, Centrarchiformes, Centrarchidae. The transcript is spliced from 11 exons.